AUGAGAAUAGAUGAAGAAAAAAUAGCUCAAUUAGAAAAAAAAAGCAUUUCUCUUGAUAACAAAAUAGAAGAACUGUAUAAGAAGAAAGAAGAUACUUCAACAUUAACGUUUAAAGUUGAAAAAAUUGAUGAAAAUAUUAAAACUGAAUGUAGUAAAGCUCCAAUUCCUGUAAUAAUUCAUAAUUUUAGAGGAUAUGAUUCUCAUAUAGUUUGCCAAUCAGUAGCCAAAUCAGCUAGCGCACAUCAAGUUCGUGUUAUUGCAGAAACAUUUGAACGAUAUAAAACAAUGAAAGUCGGACAAUUAAAAUACAUGGAUUCAUACCAAUUUAUGAAUUCUAGUUUAUCAAGUCUUGCCAAUAACUUAGGCGCAAUAAAAUUAAAACAUUAUAAAAAUUAUACAAAAGAACAAAUUGCAAUGGUUUGUCAAAAGGGGAUUUAUCCUUAUGAAUAUAUUGAUUCUCUUGAAAGAUUUUUAAAAACUGAGCUUCCUCCUAUUGAAAAAUUUAAUACACAUUUAAAGGAUAAUCCAGAAUUACAAUUUGAAUGGCUUGAAACAAUUCAAAAAACAAAAUCUGACGCCAGUCGAGGAUAUUUUGUAAAUAUAAAAGCGCAUUUUCCUAUAGGUACUCAUGAUAAACUUAAGGAUUUGCCACCAGCAGUUGAAAAUAUUGCAGUAAAACGUGAUUGGCUUAGUUAUCAUAAUAAAGAGCAAAUAAAAAAAUUAGAUAAUAAUCGAUUUUCAUCAACAAAGAAAUUAGUUACUCAUCUUGGCCCAAGGGAUAAUUACGUUAUACAUUAUCUAGAGCUUCAAUAUUAUGUAAAAUUGGGUUUAGUUAUAGAUGAAGUCAGUUAA
Messenger RNA from Entrophospora sp. SA101, 852 nucleotides. The record is from the annotation of a GenBank genome assembly. Lineage: Eukaryota; Fungi; Glomeromycota; Glomeromycetes; Entrophosporales; Entrophosporaceae.